Molecule: messenger RNA, 3773 nt
Organism: Toxoplasma gondii ME49
Lineage: Eukaryota; Apicomplexa; Conoidasida; Eucoccidiorida; Sarcocystidae
Product: B-box zinc finger domain-containing protein
Exons: 1
Coding region: 775-3027 (750 amino acids)
Molecular function (GO): zinc ion binding
Source: RefSeq, a predicted model, not a curated record
GCGCGAAUCUGGAAGGGCGGCGUCCCGCCGGAUUUUUCCCCCGAUUCCUCCCCAAAAAGCAGCGUCUGCGUACACCCGCCUCCGCAUGUGUAUGUACACAGCUCCCGCGCUUGGCUGUCUAGCUCUGCGGCCCUCUUCGUUUUCCGUGUCUUGCUUUGCCCCCCGCUUUUCUCUCGGAGAAAUCUCGCGUCGUUCUCCCGCUUCUGUUUCUCUUUGGCGCUCUGCACUGAAGCGAAUUCAUCAGCGGAAACAGACUUUCUCGGAGUUCGCUGGGCGGCAGCGUGCACCCGCCUGUCGCUGCAGGCGGGUGCGAGUCUCCCCCCUGGCCGCGCGAGAGAAAAAAGCUGGCCUGCGGAAAGGACUGCGCAGACGAACUUUGUCGGCGAAAAAAGUCGGAAACACCGAAAUGGAGUCGUGGAAACUGGGAACAUUCGGAAGAUCCCUGCAGAAGAUGCAACCACGACCCGUCGGUUCGAAAGAGUCUUCGCCGGUUCGCGUCAGCCGCGACUCUUCUUUUCAGUGAAAAGACAGCGACAGCCACUCACUCGCCAGCGAAGGCGGCUUUCUUUGUGAACAGAUCUCUCUGCUUUCCUCAACGUUUCCCCACUGAACGAGACUUGUCCAGCUGUCUCUGGUCUCUCUCCUAGCCGUCUUCUUUUCCUUUCCUUCUUUCUCUGCUAUCUGUCGCUUUCCUUUGCAGGAAGGCAUUCGCCUUCCUGCGUCGCUCUCUCUUGCUCCUCGACUUCUUCUCCUCCGUUUCUUCCAGGACCCAAGAUGUCGAAGCUUCCCCCGCCUCGUCCGCGGACUUCUCUUGUGCCGCCUUCCCCUUCGUGUCGGCGCGCUUCUGCGUCCGCUGCGAAGCGCCCGCAUCGGCCUGCGGAGGACUCUCCCGUUCCUGAGCAGCCUCCUGAACGCGCCGCUUCUGCCUCCCCUGCCUCGCCUGCCUCGUCCUCUUCUCCGCCUUCGUCGCCUCACUCUCCUCGUCUUCCGGUCUCUGCUGGUCAGGCGCGAGUGUCUCCUUCCUUCCCACCGCCGCCUCCCCCUGUGGAGCCUCAGGACUCUGAGUCUCCGGCCUUCGAGCCUGCGGCGCUCGCGCGGCGAACCGAUACCUCGUUCGUCGCUCGUUCGGAGGCGCUUCCUUCCCUGAACUGCGCAGACUGCGGGCGCCCCGUAGACGACGUCCUGGUCCUCGCCUGUCACCACAAUUUGUGUCUUCUCUGCGCCGUAGCCUGCUUCCGAGGCGUCCGAAAAGCGCGACGCGACGGCCAAGCGGACGCGCUGCAGUGUCCGACAUGCGGCGUCGUCACGCAUCUCGCGGCUUCGACGGUGGCGACGCUCGGGGGCCGAGAAGCGCCGCGAGUCGAUCCGGACGCGAGCGCCACCGACCGGCCGCUGUCUUCUCCCGCCUCUGCCUCGACAGCGCCUUCGCUGCCUUUCUUGUGCGCUCAGUGCGAGGCGCACGCAGCGACGGUCUUCUGUCGGGGAUGCGUAGCGAAUUACUGCGACGCAUGUUCACUCAGCCUCCACGAGCGUCACCCGCGCCUCGCAGAUCACAAGUUCCGCCUCCUGCCGCACUCGACUGCGCCCAGGGCCGAGGCUGUCGACGCUUCAGACGCCGUGCCUCUCCGCUUCCUCUUGCCCGUUGGCGGUCGAGCGGCGCAGCGCGGGAAACUCCGCGAAACCUCCCAUGUUCGCACAUUCGAGGACUUCUCUCCGGAAGACGCCGGUCCGUCCGAGCGCGGCGCGCCUCCGGCGCUGCUCACUGCGAGUCCGACUCUCGGCGUGCGGUCGCGUCGCGGCGGCUGCGGCCGCCUCGCGGGGGUCUUGGGCUCGUCGAGUUCCACGGCCUGGGAGGCCGCCGGCGCAGCCGAGACCGGCAGCGAGGAGACAGGCAGCGAGGCGCGCGCGCGGCCUGGCGACCGCGAGGAGAGUGUACAUAGCAGCGCGUUGGGGGAGGUGGAGGCAGAUCGGACGCGCUUCCUUUCUCGCUUGCUGAAGCGCGCGGGGGAGGGAGGGAACGUCGACGAGUUCCUGCAUCUCUGCUCGAUUUCGAAUCUGGAGUGCGACGUCCAUCCUGGAGAGCCUGUUCGCUUCUUCUGCAUGACCUGUCGGUCCGUUCCCUGUCUGUGUACGCAGUGCAUUCUGACGCGCGAUCAUGCAACGCAUGCGCUGCAUCCGAUUCGGCAGGCCUGGGAUGAGAUUCGCUCGCGCCAUCUGGAAGACGAGUUUCGGAGCGCUGUUGGGCUCGUGAAGGCCGACGUCGACGCCGUCAAGCAAGUACUGAGAGACAAGCGGCUGGAAUGGGGAAAGGCUUUGCUCGACGACCGCGCCUUGAUCGCCCAGACGGGAGAGCUGCUCAAGGACCGCCUGGGGGAGAGACAGGAGAACCUCCUGACUUCGCUCGCGACGUUCACAACAAAGUUCGCCUUCGAGUGCGAUGCGUUCCGGAAGAUCGUCGAGGAUCACGCUGCGGAGACUCAGAGAGCUAUGGAGGACAUCCGAGCGCACAAGAACUCGCUGGACUCGCUGCUGCUGCUCUCUUUCUGCCGCGAGAGACACGACGGCUUCGCGAAGCUGCUCGACGAAGAUCACCCGUCACAAGUUGCCCAUCUGCCGGACAGCAGGCAGGCGAUCCUCGACCAGGCUGCGCAAGUGACGGAGGAGAUCUGCGCCCUCGUCGAAGACUUGCGCGAGGCGCUCUGGACCUGCGACGGCAGGCUCGCCAGACGCCGCGCAGAGGAGGCGCAAGCCGAAGACCGCGGCGCCUCCGCGGCGUCCUCCCGAGUCCAGCCGCCUCUCCUCAGCGCGCCGAAAGUACUCUCCACAGAGAAGUCAAACGACCGCGGCGGAGAAGAAGAGGAGGAAGAGGAGGCGGAGAACCGCCAGGGAGGAGGAGCAGAAGAAGGAGAAGAAGAUGAAGACACAGAAGAAGAAGAUGGUGACGAAGAGGAAGAAGAAGACGAAGAAGAAGAAGAGGAAGAAGAAGACGAAGAAGAGGAAGAAGAAGAGGAAGAAGAAGAAGAGUAGGAAGAAGAAGAGGAGGAAGAGGGCUCGAGGCGGCCAAGAAGAGGAAGUGGAAGAAGGGAGGCAAAGAAGAUCAGGCGAGAGGAGAAGAGAACAAGAAACAGGAAUGCAGUCGGCCGCAGAACCUCUGUUUCAGACAGAGCUGUUCCAUGGCUGCUCCUUUGGCCUCUCUGCGUAGAGAGAAGUCGGUGUUCCCUACAUGUGAAAGGCACCGGGCAGAGAAAUGUUUUUCCUUUCUGAUGCGUUUUUUUUCUCUUUUCUCGCAAUUUUAAAAUAUCAUUUUCUUUCCGGAAAACUCCUUUCUGUUCAACCUUUUUGCGUCGUGUCAGGAGAAACGGAACUUCACAGAAUUCUGGUUUUCUCCGUUUUCCGCUGCAUCUCUCGUGGCGGUCGUUCUUUGUCAAACGAGGACGCGCUGUCGAAAAAGGCCUUGCCUGGUGUGUUGACCCCGUUGCUUUUCCGCGUCGGCUUUUUUCCUGGCCUUCCAGUUUCUCUUGCGCCGCCAUCCGUAAUUCGUCUCGUUUCUCCGGAGUCUCCUUCCUCUCUGCAAAAAAAUUCCUCUGUCAUGCAAGCGGCGCGCCUUCUGUAAGACCUGCGUUCUCGCCACGACCGAGCUGUUUCCGACAAGCAGCGCUUGUUCGUCUCGAACUUCGCUUCCUCCGCUUCGACUCCGAGGCGCCGUACGCGCCAUGUCUCGGCGUCUUCCAGUCCCGCAGCAGAGCGAGAAGGACCGAAUGCUUUCGCACGCA